Culex pipiens pallens (northern house mosquito) is the source of this 1082-nucleotide messenger RNA. RefSeq lists its product as uncharacterized. Lineage: Eukaryota; Metazoa; Arthropoda; Insecta; Diptera; Culicidae. The record is from RefSeq and is a predicted model, not a curated record. The coding region runs from base 131 to 979 and encodes 282 amino acids. The transcript has a single exon.
GCUUAGCAUUCGCCAGCCAAAACGGGCGCUUUUUGCGUUUCGUGCUCUGUUCGCUUAACAUUGUGAGACGGUUACGACCCUAGGUCGUUGCUUAUUCGUGUUCGGAACCAGCUAAUAAAGCUCAUCUACGAUGCCAAGUUAUCGACAAAAUUCUCUGGUAGUCGAUUUGAACGUGCUACCAUCGAUUCCAGACAUCGAAACUAUUCGAAAGUUCCUUACCAAGGAUGUGGCACUUGAUUUCUCCAAAGUGCGCAACCUGCAAUUGAACAUUUCGAUGAAUCAAGUGAUCAUCGAAAUGGCCACACCGGAUCAAGCUGCUGAAAUUGCUGGCACCCACAGUGCUAAACACUAUAUCAUCUACGAGAAGAAGAAGUUCUACAUUCCACUUUACGUGGAAGACGAUUCAACGCCGGUGAAGGUCAAUGAUCUGCCACCCAACAUGCCUAAUCAUUUGAUUGCUUCACAAUUGCAACAAUACGGCAAGGUCACGUCGAUCCACGAUGAGGUUUGGCGUGACUUUUUUCCUGGCAUCCCAAAUGGUGUCAGAGUUGUCCGGAUUAAGCUCGAAAAGCCGAUUCCUUCGUUUUUAAAAAUCGAUGGUCUUUUGGCUUACAUCGUGUAUCCUAACCAGAAGAAGACAUGCCGCCAUUGCUCCCGAAAAUUGCACCCUGGACAAAAAUGCACUUCUACAAAGACGAAGGUGACAACAAGCUGCACUACUCCACUAGACGUAGACCAAACAAAGAUCGUGAACAACGAAGAAGCUCCAAUCACCACCACAUUGUACUCAUCAUCCAACUACACACCAAUACGCGAUAUUGAAGCUGACCACUAUAACUACAAAGAACAACGCGAGAAACAACAAAUACAGCAACAAUUUAUCACCAGCCCAGCAAAGACAAUUGCUAACAACUUGGAGGCAAACGAGUGGACUAUACAAAAACCGAAACCGAAGAGGAGAUUGACGAAAAUAGUUUGACGUGGGACUACGUCUCAGUUGAAUUCAAGUGACAAACUUUGUUAAAAAUAAACACUUGGCCGAAAUAUGUCUAACAAAGGCCAGUUAGUUAAAUAAUAAUAAU